AUUCAGUUUCAAUUAGGUACGUUAUACAGUUAGAAGCGAAAUAAAAGUACUCGUGUGUCGGCGACGCGUGGGAUCGGACGUACCUCAUGUAAGAGCAGUUUUGUUAUGGCAUCAAUAAAAAUCUUUACGGAAACAUCUGCAGUCAUAAAAGCUGUCGUAUCGGUUUCGGCGAUGCUUAUGGAUCGCUACGAAGAGUGAGGCUGAAUCAGUUGGCGUCGAGGAUCGGAGGCGAGAAGGUGGUGAACGGGGUGGAAGGAUGGUCAUGGUUCCGAGGGGUCGGUAGUGCAGUGCGGCACGCGCCGGCGCGGAUCGAUCGCGCGACAUCGACCGCGCGGGGCGGGGCGCCGUCGCUCAGUCGCGCGCGGGCACGGCGUGCGGGCGCGCGCAUCGCUGCACGUGCAUGGCGCGCCUGACUGGAUGCCUCGCGCCCUCGGGGAAUGGCUUCGUCCGAGGAAGAGGCGACUACAGCGUCGACCGACACUUAUCCUGAAGAUGAUGACUGCCUCAGUGUACGAAAAUGGUGGUGCUUUCUGCUGUCGUCGAUUUUCACCUUCCUUGCGGGGUUGCUCGUGGUGCUGUUAUGGCGCGCGUGCGCGUUUGUCUGCUGCCACAAGGAGCCGGAGCUGGCACCCAACGACCCCAAGCAGAAGGAGCAGAAGGCGGCGCGGCAGGGCAAACAAGAGUUCGAGGGCACGUUCAUGACCGAAGCGAAAGACUGGGCCGGCGAACUCAUAUCCGGUCAGACCACCACCGGACGAAUACUGGUAGUGUUGGUGUUCAUCCUGAGUAUAGCAUCGCUCAUCAUCUACUUCAUUGACGCGUCCAGCGAAGAGGUUGAGCGAUGUCAGAAAUGGAGCGACAAUAUUACUCAGCAAAUCGACCUUGCCUUUAACAUAUUUUUUAUGGUCUACUUUUUUAUACGAUUUAUAGCAGCUAGUGACAAACUAUGGUUCAUGCUCGAGAUGUAUUCAUUUGUAGAUUAUUUCACGAUACCCCCAUCCUUUGUAUCAAUAUACCUCGAUAGAACGUGGAUAGGGCUGAGAUUUCUCAGAGCUCUACGCUUAAUGACCGUGCCUGAUAUUUUGCAAUACCUCAAUAUAUUAAAAACAUCGAGCUCAAUUCGGUUGGCGCAAUUAGUUUCUAUAUUUAUAUCAGUGUGGCUGACCGCUGCCGGCAUUAUUCAUUUGCUGGAAAACUCUGGUGACCCAUUAGAGUUCGAGAAUGCCCAGAAACUAUCGUACUGGACGUGUGUGUACUUCCUGAUAGUCACCAUGUCCACUGUAGGUUACGGUGACGUAUUCUGUCACACAGUACUUGGAAGAACAUUUUUGGUUUUUUUUCUCCUCGUUGGCUUGGCAAUGUUCGCUAGUAGCAUUCCCGAAAUUAUAGAGCUGGUAGGAAGUAGGUCCAAGUACAGUGGCGAGCUGAAGCGUGAACAUGGAAAGAGGCAUAUUGUGGUCUGUGGACACAUAACUUACGAGUCAGUGAGCCAUUUUUUAAAAGACUUCCUACAUGAGGACAGAGAGGAUGUAGACGUCGAAGUUGUUUUUUUACACAGGAAACCGCCCGACCUGGAGCUCGAAGGCCUGUUCAAGAGGCACUUUACCACUGUGGAAUUCUUUCAAGGCACCAUUAUGAAUCCAAUCGACCUACAGAGGGUGAAAGUACAUGAAGCAGACGCGUGCCUGGUGCUGGCCAACAAGUACUGCCAGGACCCCGACGCGGAGGACGCCGCCAACAUCAUGAGAGUCAUCUCUAUCAAGAACUACUCCGACGACAUCAGGGUCAUCAUACAGCUGAUGCAAUAUCAUAAUAAGGCCUACCUCCUAAACAUUCCAUCAUGGGACUGGAAGCAAGGCGAUGACGUCAUCUGCUUGGCGGAGCUGAAACUCGGCUUCAUCGCGCAGAGCUGCCUCGCGCCCGGCUUCUCCACCAUGAUGGCCAACCUGUUCGCCAUGCGCAGCUUCAAGACGUCCCCCGACACACAAGCUUGGCAGAACGAUUACCUGCAGGGUACGGGCUGCGAGAUGUACACGGAGACACUGUCGACCUCCUUCACGGGAAUGAGCUUCCCGCAGGCGAGCGAAUUAUGCUUCACGAAGCUCAAGCUGCUGCUGCUCGCCAUCGAGAUCAAAGGCGAGGAGGGAGCCGACAGCAAGAUCUCCAUCAACCCGCGCAGCGCCAAGAUACACGCCAACACGCAAGGCUUCUUUAUAGCGCAAUCCGCUGACGAGGUCAAAAGAGCUUGGUAUUAUUGCAAGGCCUGCCACGAGGACAUCAAAGACGAAACGCUCAUCAAGAAGUGCAAAUGCAAAAACUUGACCGCGCACCAGCGGAAGGUUGGAGCCGACAUAGAUGUUGGAAUGAUGAUGAUGCAGACUGGGAUGGUGAAACAAAGUCUUAAUACGUACCGUGCUUGUCUCGACGAUGAUCACCAUCCUCCCCCCACCUUCACGCCGCCAGAGUUGCCCAAGAAGGUCCAUGUUCGAGGUGAAAUUGCGAGAGAAAGAGGGGAGGAUACUAGUUUAAUAAAUCGCAACCAUCGGAGUGCGGCGCCGACAACGCUGCUGUCUCCGAGCGCGAACCAGCUGGUGAACACCACCACCACGAGGCAGGUCAACAAGGUGAAGCCCAACGUCAACAGGGCACCACCGGACACGAAUCCCCAGGAUCAAGAUACCAAUUACCAGGCCUAUCACCUUGCCUACGAAGUGAAAAAACUCAUGCCUACGAGUAGAAGCAGUGGUGGUAACCAAAACAGCAAUGGCGUCAGCCUGCCCGCGGGCCUGGCUGAUGACCAGUCGAAAGAUUUCGACUUCGAAAAGACUGAAAUGAAGUAUGACUCCACUGGAAUGUUCCAUUGGAGCCCUGCGAGGAAUUUGGAAGAUUGUAUUUUAGACCGAAAUCAGGCGGCCAUGACAGUUCUGAACGGGCACGUGGUAGUGUGUUUGUUCGCGGACCCUGACUCGCCGCUCAUUGGGUUACGGAACCUGGUGAUGCCGCUGCGGGCCUCCAACUUCCACUACCACGAGCUCAAGCACGUCGUCAUCGUGGGGAGCGUCGACUAUAUUAGGAGAGAGUGGAAGAUGUUGCAGAAUCUACCAAAGAUUUCUGUUUUGAAUGGUUCACCGCUAAGCCGGGCUGACUUGCGUGCAGUGAAUGUGAACUUGUGCGACAUGUGCUGUAUCCUGUCGGCGAAGGUGCCAUCAAACGAUGACCCGACGCUGGCCGACAAGGAAGCUAUCUUGGCUUCGCUGAACAUCAAGGCGAUGACGUUCGACGACACGAUAGGAGUGCUGAGCGCCGGCGUCACCAACGGCAGCAGCGCGGCGCCGCCCCCGCCUGGCGCGCCGCCCGCGCCCGUCUUACUGCAGCGCAGGGGGUCCGUCUAUGGUGCCAAUGUGCCUAUGAUUACUGAGUUGGUGAACGACAGUAACGUGCAGUUCCUGGACCAGGACGACGACGAUGACCCGGACACGGAGCUGUACCUGACGCAGCCCUUCGCGUGCGGUACAGCCUUCGCCGUCAGUGUACUCGACUCACUUAUGUCCACCACUUAUUUCAACCAAAAUGCCUUAACGUUGAUCCGCUCGUUGAUCACGGGCGGCGCGACGCCAGAGCUGGAGCUCAUCCUGGCCGAGGGCGCGGGGCUGCGCGGCGGGUACUCCACGCCAGAGAGCUUAGCUAAUAGGGAUCGGUGUAGAGUGGGUCAGAUCUCGUUGUACGACGGUCCACUGGCGCAGUUUGGCGAGGCUGGCAAGUACGGCGACCUGUUCGUGGCGGCGCUCAGCACGUAUGGCAUGCUGUGCAUCGGCCUGUACCGGUUCCGAGACACUUCCUCCUCCUGCGACGCCAGCAGCAAGCGAUAUGUCAUCACCAACCCGCCCGAUGACUUCUCGCUGCUACCUACCGACCAGGUGUUCGUGCUGAUGCAGUUCGACCCGGGCGUGGAGUACCGGUCGUCGCGGCGCGCGGCGGCGGGCGCGGGCAAGGAUGACGCCUCCUGACUAUUGCUGUGCAGCGCCCUCACGGACGGGCCCUACUCCUACAUCUAGGCAGUAGGCCCCCGCCCGACACUCCCGCCCCUCCCCCCGCCCUCACCCCGCCCACUCCCGCACUCUUCACUUCGACUCUUGGGUAAACGUCCACGUACUAUUGAUUAGAUUUUGUCCUGACUUCUUUAGUCGUGAAUGAGAGUGCUGCUACCUCUACUCUAUCCCGUUUUGUUUUGUUUUGUCGACAGUAUAUGUUAGUAUUCUGAGUUGAACACUUCCUGCACAGCAAUCUACACUCCUCAAACGCACUCUUGUAUAGUCUAGCAUUCGUUUGUUUAGCAGAAUAUAUCUACGAAAAACAAUGAAAUAACGAAACUUUAAAGUCAAAUAUUAACUUGUUUAUGAAUGGUCUACUUCUACAGCGACUGGUCUCACAGUGCCUAGAACUUUAAUCAGUUGAGAAUACUAUCUAAAUACAUACUAAUUUGUCACGACAAGGCAGUCGAUAGAGGCCACAAGAGAAGAUAGAAUACGAGCUGUAAGCAGUAAAGAAUUACUAGAAAGCGCUUAAGAAUAUAGAAAAGCUUUCGAUGUGUAGGGUUAAGACGGUAGAAGGAGUUCAAGUUCGGUAAAACGCUGUUGUUAACGAGUAUAAAGUAUUUAAAAAGUUCUAAAAUAAUUUAAGACAACAGUAGAGAGUCGAUUUGAAAGGUUAAAUGGCACCUCACACCAGCUAUGUUACCUGUGUAUACCGCAGUACGGCGCUGAUGUCAACUCUGUCGAGGUACGUGCAUGUAACAGCCCGAGCCCCGCGCCCCAGUGGCGCCACAGCCCGCGCGGCUCGCGUCAGGCCGCCGGCCUCGACGUGCUGACACCAGCCAUACACGAUGCACUUUUGACUCAUAUCAAAUAUCGACACGUUAUACCAAAUACAACGAUCUUCAAUAUUGAUAAUUUUAAUGCAAUACGGUGAUGGUUUAGUUAUAGGAUUUGUUUAUUAAGGUGUUGGGAUGUAACAAACACAUGUGCACACACAUUAUAUAUCGACUGUGUCCUGACCACACCUCUUUGUCUUGCAACAACAGUAGUUCUUCUCACAUCCCUAGUAAUAUCCAAUGCAGCGAGUCAAAUAUUCCAAAGAGCUACGAUUGGAUCAGAACAACUGUUGUAUAGUGUAUCAAGUCGUCACUUCUUCUGACGGAUACUUCUACAAACUGUUGUCAAACUCUUAACGCGACAGUUUGUCUAGUCUUCUUUCUUUCAAAUAUAUCUUCAACUUCUUGUUUCCUGAAGGCUCUUCAAGUAAUUGUAAGCAAUGCUCAACGAGAGGAACCUUUUAAACUUUUAAUUGCAUGACAACAUCUCGUGUAUAUGGACAUAGGUGUAGGCUAUCGCUUUUCUUAGAAUAUCCAUUCCUUAUUCAGUAGUUUUUUUUCUGUCACGUUUCACGUAAUUAAGUGCUACUUAUAGAGCUGAAAUAUAGACAUAUUAUAGCAUUUAAUGUUAUUCAUCGACUGAUUGUUAAGCACAUCGCAUCAUCAUCAAUACUUUGUGAUUGUACCAAGUUAUUUAGUCACUAUUGUUUAAGUUUUUAGAUGUUUAAUUUUUUCCAUGGGUUCACAUUGAAUUCAUUAUUUAGUUAUAAGACACUCUGCCAUAUUCAAAAGUGCACGUAUGGUAGUAGUCUGCAUACAGUUCCAUUGCUCAUUGUUUAUCUUCUAUUUUUAUUACAUUUUUAUAUAAUCUAAGGUUAGACACCGUUGAAUAUUUUCAUGCAGAAUCGUACUUCCACGUAACCUUUCAGACAGUUGAGAGAGAACGAAUCUACCCAAGUUGACGCGUUAUUUCACCUUGAAAUCUGCAUAAAAGUAUUUUCAACUGUUAUAUGAACAUAGUAACUUCCAGCCUCACCUUAUAGUACCACGUUUUU
This is a messenger RNA of Spodoptera littoralis (African cotton leafworm), 5925 nucleotides long. The record is from the annotation of a GenBank genome assembly. NCBI's taxonomy places the organism in Eukaryota, Metazoa, Arthropoda, Insecta, Lepidoptera, Noctuidae.